AUGAAUAUACACUUCGAGAAUCCGCUUGGAUUAGCUGCCGACUUUGAGAGGAACACUGAAGCAAUAAAAGGCUUGCGGAAAAGUGGUUUUGGUUUUAUUGAAGUAGGCACAGUAACAUCAUCGUCACAGAAAGAUGUUCCUGACAAUGUGGUUAAACUUUUAUCCACAGAUAAAGGAUUUAAUGGGCUUAAAGCGAGUGCCUAUUAUUUUGGUUCUUUUAGUAAUUAUUUGAUUAUGGAUUUUGGCUGUCAGGCUGCUCCAGAGACAGCAUUAGAGGGCGUUACUUCUACUAUCAAUCAAACUGUACAAAUCACCUAA
Loa loa (African eye worm) is the source of this 318-nucleotide messenger RNA. RefSeq lists its product as hypothetical. The transcript has 4 exons. The coding region runs from base 1 to 318 and encodes 105 amino acids. NCBI's taxonomy places the organism in Eukaryota, Metazoa, Nematoda, Chromadorea, Rhabditida, Onchocercidae. Gene Ontology annotation, molecular function: oxidoreductase activity, acting on the CH-CH group of donors. Gene Ontology annotation, cellular component: cytoplasm. The record is from RefSeq and is a predicted model, not a curated record.